Molecule: messenger RNA, 911 nt
Organism: Coniophora puteana RWD-64-598 SS2
Lineage: Eukaryota; Fungi; Basidiomycota; Agaricomycetes; Boletales; Coniophoraceae
Exons: 3
Coding region: 232-858 (208 amino acids)
Source: RefSeq, a predicted model, not a curated record
UUCAACCUCGGUCUCGACUCGUUCGAAGACAACAUCCAGGCUACACAGAACCUUGUCAGGUUCUCCCUGUCAUCGCAUCUUCCGGCACCACCGAGAUUUAUCUUCACGAGCUCAAUUGGAGUAUUUCAAAAUGUACGAGAUAGACAACCUCUCUGUGAGACACCCAUCGAAGCAGAAGUCGCCGCCGGACUCGGGUACACCGAGUCAAAGUGGGUUGCCGAGCGCUUUCUCAUGCAUAUGGCUGGUGCUUUCCCCGGGCUAGACGUCUUGAUAGCUCGCGUGGGGCAGCUUUGUGGCACAAGUGGAAAUGGAGCGUGGAACGCGAAGGAGUGGUUCCCUGCGCUCGUCCAGGCGUCGCAGGCUAUGGGUUGCUUCCCCACACAGGACAAGCCCGCAUCGUGGAUACCUGUAUCAGCAGCUGCAUCCGUCCUUGUGGAUCUGACUCUCUCGAGUUCGAAACCCAAGGACAGUAUCGUCCAUCUUGUUCAUCCUCAGCCUGUUAUGUUUUCGUCGCUUGCAAGCCGUUUCGCUUCGACGCUCGACGUACCGCUCGUGACGUAUGACGCAUGGUUAUCCAAGCUCGCGGCUCUAUCGGAUGAUGCGAGCAGUAUUCCGCGCGUCCAACCGAAUGGCGAUGGCAACGACUAUAGCAGCAUUCGCGCGCUUCAGCUGCUCCCGUACUUCCGCGGUCUCGCUUUGAACGCGGACAGUGGCGAUUCAUUUGGACUUCCGUCGCUGGACUGCUCGCAGUUGAAAUUAUGUUCGAAGGUUGUUUUGAGCACCGAAAUGGAGAGUUUAGGUCAAGCGGACGUCGUGAAGUGGGUCGUAUAUUGGCGGCAAGUUGGACUGUUGCGUUAGGUUGUGUAGGGAUCUUCGGAGUUCAGUCUAACUGAUCUGCAGUUUUUAUUUCU